Rhododendron vialii is the source of this 1685-nucleotide messenger RNA. RefSeq lists its product as uncharacterized. The record is from RefSeq and is a predicted model, not a curated record. Lineage: Eukaryota; Viridiplantae; Streptophyta; Magnoliopsida; Ericales; Ericaceae. The coding region runs from base 65 to 1657 and encodes 530 amino acids. The transcript is spliced from 14 exons. Gene Ontology annotation, biological process: amino acid transmembrane transport.
UUCUUCUGCACCGUUUAUUAUUCAAAAUACUGGUAGAACAGAACUGAGAUAUGGUUGGGGGCCAAUGGCCAAUGCCAUUAAAUCAUCGUCUUCUUCUCCUACUGCGUGUUUAUUUUGGAGGAGUCAAGAUAUGCCAAUGGUUAGGGCGCAACCAGCGAUUGAAAGAUCAUUGAAUUCAAACCCCAUUCGUUCUCAUAAUAAUGAGGUUAUGGUCGUGAGAAGAGGAAUGUCGAGAGUGAGAAGUAGUGGCGGUCGACGCCCAAUGCUUUUCCAUGGCGGAUUUCGAUUAACGGGUCCGGCUACAUCACCGAUUUCAUUGUCAGUCAGUUGCGUCUCGCAGAAGGAAUCCACGGGGCAGAAUCCAGAAGAAGAGGAAGAAGAAGAAGAAGAGAGACGAUUACAACCAGUAGAAGAAGAAUUGCGAUUCGAGAGGCUGUUUUCGAACCUCAAUCAAGCUACUUUGAAGAGGGAACCUGGAAGCCUUACCAGUGCAAUUCUUCUCGUCUCUGGCACCACGGUUGGUGCCGGGAUCCUUGCAAUUCCCGCAGUGACCCAAGAAUCUGGAUUUGUAGCUUCUGCAGUUACCUGCAUUCUUUGUUGGGUAUUUAUGGUUGUGACAGGGCUGCUCGUUGCUGAAGUAAAUGUGAAGACAAUGUGUGAACUGGGUUCUGGUGGUGUGUCAUUGGUAUCAAUGGCCCGGAGAACUCUUGGGACAGCUGGAGUUCAAAUUGCUUGUUGGUCGUACAUCUUCAUACAUUAUGCUCUUCUUGUUGCCUAUGUGGCUCGUUCUUCAGAUAUUUUGACAGAUUUCCUUGGUAUUCCAUUAUGGGAAUCUGCAACCUUGUUCUCAUCACUUUUGGGAGGCAUUUGCUACUUUGGAAGCCAGCGGUUUAUUGGAGCAGUAAAUGGUGUUCUCGUACUUGGAAUCAUCAUUUCCUUCACAGCUCUUGUGGUAGUGGCCAGUGGAGACUUGCACUGGGAUGCUCUUUUGAAAGCCAACUUUCAAGCUGUUCCUCUCAGCAUACCCAUAAUAGCUCUUUCUUUUGUUUAUCAGAAUGUGGUCCCUGUUCUUUGCACGAAUCUUGAAGGAAACCUGGGAAAAGUGAGGAGCGCAAUUGUCCUAGGCACCGCUAUCCCCCUUGCUCUAUUUCUAGUCUGGAAUGCUGUUAUUCUUGGAUCUAUUACAAGUUUUGAAAUAGACUCUGACAAGAUUGCUGACCCCUUGCAACAAUUGCAAUCUAUAAAUGGAGUUGUCGGGCCAAUAGUUCAAGUGUUCUCGCUUCUUGCGAUUGCAACUUCCUACAUUGGAUUUGUUUUGGGACUUGCGGACUUCCUUGCUGACUUGCUGAAACUCCCAUCCGGUCAGAGCAGGCCCCUGCCAUAUCUUCUCACUUUGGUUCCACCACUAGUAUUGUCAUUGCUCGACCCCGAUAUAUUCUUCAAAGCAUUGGAUUUUGCUGGAACAUAUGGAGUGCUAGUAUUGUUUGGAAUUCUUCCUGGUGCAAUGUCUUGGUCGGACAGGUACUCGGAUUCGUCGGAUUCGCAGAAACUACCCCAGUUGGUUCCCGGAGGAAAGCUCACCCUUUCUAUUGUGAUUGGAGGUGCAGGAUUUGUUAUAUUCUCAGAAUUGCUUGAGAACUUUGGUCUAGCAAAUUAAUCAGCCAUCGGAACCUUAUUUUCCUUUU